AUGGCUGAUGAAUUCGAUCCAUUAAAACAAACAGCGGAUAAACCAGCUGAGAAGUUAUAUACAACAAUACAAAAGAAUACAGAAAAUACGGAUGAUGAUCUUCUUCGUCCUCAAGUUGAAAGUAUCGCAAAAACAGGACAUCAUCAAACAAAUACAUCUACUGAACAAAAAUCACAAGAAAACGUGUAUCAGAAACUUGAUCAUACACAAAAUGCACCGAAAGCUCCGAUUCGAUCAACCAAUCCGUUUGAAGAAGAUGCUAAAAAAGCAUCACCUGCAUUUCAUGCUACUCAACAGCUUCCGCAAGAACAAACAAGAACAACAGUAUCUGAACCACGAAGAGAACCACGUUGGCAAGAUAGUCAAGGUUAUUAUGAUCAAGAUUACGACACAACACAAGCACAAAGCAGUUAUGCUAAUGAAUAUUACGAAGAUUCAUCAUUACAUAAAAAGAAAGGAUUUUUUGCAGUAAUGGAUCGUCUUGUUCAACGUUUUCCAACUUUAAGUAUUUUCUAUAAACCAUCAACAUGUGAUUCAUCGGAAGUUCAUGGAGGUCAAUACGAAGAUGAGUAUGUUGAAGAAGUCGAAAGUGAUGAAGCACCACAAUUAGUGGAUGCAAAUCAAUUACCACGUGAAUUAACAGCUGAUGAAUUAGCUUUAAAUGAACGUUAUUCGAAUAAACUACGUACGCAAAUAAUAGAUCUUCAAGUGAAAGAUCAUCGACAACCAAUUGAUGUAUGUAUUCAUCAUGAAAGUUAUACAUUAUAUUCAUGUGAUGUUGGUCGAAGUAUUGUGGAAAUAUUUGAUAUGUACGGAAAACUUCAACAUACUAUUAAUGAUCAAGCAAUGACUAAAUUUCAACCAACAGCUAUUGCUGUUGCAUAUGAUGGUACAGUAAUACUUGCAAGUCAUUUUCAUCAUUGUCUUUAUAUGUAUUCACCUACUGGUUUACAAGAGACUGAAGAUGCUGCACAAAAUGAAACUUUAUAUGAUGGCUAUCAUUUUAAACAAUAUAAAUUAGGUUCACCUGGUCAUGAUCUACAUCAAUUUCAUCAUCCAGCUGGUAUUGCUAUUGAUUAUAAUGAUGGCUAUUUAUAUAUUUGUGAUCGAGGAAAUUUUCGAAUACAAGUUAUGCGACCAGAAGGAGUAUGCGAACGAGUUAUUGACUUAAUAGUUUGUAAUCAAGAAGAAGAAGAAUAUCAAAUAAAUCCUAUACAAAUAGCUCAUCAACAAAGUACGGAACAAAUUGUUUGUAUUGUUGAUCAGGGUAAUGCUUUAUGUUUUAUUCCAAAAGAUGCUGAUGGACCAACAUAUGUUGAACCAUUCUACAUUCUUGAUAGUAAUGGAUUAGGUCUUGAAGGUGCUUCUGGUAUUGCUGUAGAUUCUAAUGAUCGAAUUUUCAUAUCGGACACAGGUCAUCAUCGUAUUGUGAUUUGUACACCUGAAGGUGGUUAUAUAACACAUUUUGGUGUAGAAGGUACUGGACCAGGUGAAUUAAAACGUCCAUGUGGUUUAGAUAUAACAGUUGAUGGAACGGUUAUCGUUGCUGAUAGUGGAAAUAAACGAUUACAAUUUUUUGGUUCAAUACGUGAACAAACAAUUGAAGAAAAUCAAUCUUCAAUAAAAAAAUCGGAUGAUAAAUAUAGUUCAUGA
Molecule: messenger RNA, 1653 nt
Organism: Rotaria sp. Silwood1
Lineage: Eukaryota; Metazoa; Rotifera; Eurotatoria; Philodinida; Philodinidae
Source: the annotation of a GenBank genome assembly